Messenger RNA from Giardia duodenalis, 1194 nucleotides. RefSeq names its product WD-repeat protein. The record is from RefSeq and is a predicted model, not a curated record. The transcript has a single exon. Gene Ontology annotation, molecular function: protein binding. NCBI's taxonomy places the organism in Eukaryota, Fornicata, Diplomonadida, Hexamitidae. Bases 1 to 1194 code for a protein of 397 amino acids.
AUGCUUCACCAAAUAGACUGCAAGAGCAAGAUCGUUUCGGCGGUCACUAAUGGCCCAUAUACAUUUAUCGGUCUGGCAACACAUCAGGUGCGCUGCUUUAACUGGAAAACAGGCAGACUGGUACGCUCUUACGAGGGCCAUACCGGGCCUGUAGUCUGCAUUCUUCUUUCGCAAAAUAAACGGCACAUGUACACGGGAAGCUGGGACAAACGGAUCCUGUGCUUUUCCAUAGUGGACAGAACCAUCGUUGACAACGCGAUCUUUGCUCCUGGUCCCGGAUUGACCUCACACAACGACUUUGUCAAAUGCAUGAUCUUUUCACACGACGAGCACUAUAUCUUCAGCGGAUCUGCCGACGGUUAUGUCUCCAGGUGGGACAUCUCUAGGAAUAAGCAGGCAUUCGAGCCUAAUACACCCAUUCAGGAAAGUCCGUAUAUCACGUCAGCGACAAUAUCUAUCUCUCAGAGGGCUGUCAACUCUCUGUGUCUUCUUCCUCUAUCAGGAGAUGGUCACAUCCUUCUUGCAGCUGCCUGCUCUGAUGGCGCAACUGUUGUGAUUGAUGGAAACACAAUGGAAGUCAUCUACCGCCUCCAACCGCAUCCUACCAACGUACUGCUAGUGAAGUUUGCAGGAGAAAUCCUGUGGACAGCCUGCGCAGACAAGCACAUCCGAGGCGUUGAGCUUCCACUGGCCAUGUUCUUAGAGAAGCUUUACUCUGAAACAGGCGAAAAGACAGAACUAGCUGGGUCCUUGAAGAAUCAGCAAGAAACACAUUUGUAUAGCAUCGAGCUAGAGGAUUGGGCCUUGGACUGGGCAUUUCCAAGCGACGAAGAGAUUGUUUCGAAGACUGGGCACAUAGUUAUCGGCUUACGAAGCAAAAGAUUGGUCUUUUUGACUUGCCAUGGCAAACUACAGGAAGCAAGGUCAUCUAGACGGUUCUUCGACGGAAUAUGUGCAGUCAACCUGGUUCCACAGGUGGUAACACAAGCGUCUGGAGACAAGGAGUUGGAUAUGGUCGUGUUUGCCAGUUGGGAUCAUUUUAUAAGGCGCAUUGCGUAUAGAGAGAGUGACGGACUGAAUGAAGAGCCAAGCGAUAUGAGCCUUAGUGAUUCUGAGCUGGAGGAUAAGCGUGCACAGAUACAAGAAGUGCAGGACUCACGCCUAAGGACCAUGCUUCUUCCCCCCGGUGAGUGA